AUGUGGCCGCGCCCAGGAGACUCGCGCGACCUCGCUCUUCUUUCACGCCCGCAAUCCGCGCGCCCGCCCUCAGAAUUGGGGCGCGCGCCCGAGCAUCCAAGUGUGCCUUUCCCACUUCUUCCCUCCUCGAGGCGCGAACCGCGCCCUCAUUCAGAAGCGCGGCCCAAUUCGCAGCUCCAUGGUGCGAACAACGAAUUCCGCCCUUUUUCUCAACAACGCUCCAUGCUGUCGCUUGAAGCAUCUUUGGCCCAACUUUCCUUAGGAGCUGCUCCAGAGGCUAAUUUUCCAAAUACAUCAGCAAAUGCCUCUUUCCAUUCAGAGCGGUUGGGCCAAAUUGAAGACCUGUGUGCACCUGAUUUUGCACACCCACUUUUAUUGGGCGUACUUGCCCUUCCCUCGCGCACUUUGCACUAUCGGCCCAAAACUGCACCUCUCGGCCGUUUUUCGCCUGGCCCACUGGCGCCAAAGUUUGAUAAUCCCAUUGUCUCGUCUCCGUUGUGCCCCAUCGCUUAUGCACCAAAGACAGCUGUAACCCGGCCCCGAGCUCUUGUGGAAACACAAUAUUUGGUGGCACCUGGACUUGCGCCUAAUUUUUAUUACAAUCUAGUUUCUUGGAGCGCACCCAAGAAGGCUUUUGCCAUAGGCAUUGGCGAGGCUGUCUACUGGUGGGACGGAACAGGCGAUAUUGAUCGUCUUGGAAUGGUCGCUCUGGAUCUGAUAUCUUGUGUGGCGUGUCAUGGAAAUAUAGUAGCAGUUGCUUCGUGUGACGGUGCACUUUCGUUUCUGGGCGUGGGACGUCGCCUUAGGCGCCGAUUCGGUUCAGCAAUCCACUGCGUGCGGUUUCUUCCUCUUCCAAAUUUCCUAUUAGCAGGAACUGCUGCCGGCGAGGUUUUCUGUCUUUGUUUGCGAGAACGGGUGGAAAUAAUUUCUCGCUUGGAUGGCUUAUGCCAGCAAGUUUGUGGUAUGUAUUUGAAGAAUGUGUGA
Molecule: messenger RNA, 984 nt
Organism: Clavispora lusitaniae ATCC 42720
Lineage: Eukaryota; Fungi; Ascomycota; Pichiomycetes; Serinales; Metschnikowiaceae
Biological process (GO): anaphase-promoting complex-dependent catabolic process; positive regulation of ubiquitin protein ligase activity; positive regulation of anaphase-promoting complex-dependent catabolic process
Cellular component (GO): anaphase-promoting complex
Molecular function (GO): anaphase-promoting complex binding; ubiquitin ligase activator activity; protein binding
Source: RefSeq, a predicted model, not a curated record